Messenger RNA from Dunckerocampus dactyliophorus (ringed pipefish), 3299 nucleotides. Its product is annotated as ankyrin repeat domain-containing protein 33B-like. The transcript has 5 exons. Gene Ontology annotation, molecular function: protein binding. The record is from RefSeq and is a predicted model, not a curated record. Lineage: Eukaryota; Metazoa; Chordata; Actinopteri; Syngnathiformes; Syngnathidae. The coding region runs from base 808 to 2355 and encodes 515 amino acids.
AAUGAAGUCACAUGGCUGUAAAAUCCAAUUUAAUGUGUAGCAUAUUAAAUGAGAUGGUGCUUGGGCUAGCUUGAUCAUUUCUUGUAUUUGCACUGAUCACAUAAGGAUUCGUCUUUGUGGCAACACAUUAGUAAAUAAAAGUCUGCUUGCAUUGAAUUUGGCGGCAUUCAAAGAAAAUGCAGUUACCUGUAAUGAGAAAAUAAAAGAUGAAUUGCCUGUAUGGUUGUAUUGCUGACUGGUAAAUACAUCAUCCUCAGUCAUUGUUAAGGCUCUGGACCAUGUGUUUUUUCCUGCAAAGUGUCACAACUAAAGGAACACUUGUAGGAAGUCUUGCAGGGACGCAGGGUGGAGGGCUGGAGCCAGAGAGUAAAUCAAUGGAUUAGUGUGCGUCAGUCUCUGCUGGCCUUUGAAAGGCUGAGUCCAAGGUUCCUCCAUAGGGAAGUAUUAGAUUAGAGCUGUUGGUGGUGAUUUUGUAAUAUUGCAUCAAGAUUAUUAUGUGCUCCUUUUUCCAGAAGACGGUGACAGCUUUAUGCCGUGACAGAACAACGGUCACUGUUGGUGAUCUGUCAGCGUUUAAGGACUAAGGGAGACUGUCGGGCUGCUUCAACUUGGCUAAUCAGAAAUGGGAUGCGUCAUAACUGGCGUUUGGAGAGACGUCUGCUUUGGACUCUUGGUUGGCGGAAGGCGCAGUGAUGUCAUACUGUGAUGAGCCUCGUCCCCAAAAAUGGAUGUGCUGUAGGUCCUGCUAGAGAUGUCCUGGUAUCCCGCCACAAUUCAAACAAGUGAGUGGGGGGAGGGAGGGAUUAAAUGGUGUUAAUAACGGAGGAAGAAGCUGGAAAACUUCGGGAGAAUGGAGUUGCUGGAAGAGGAGCCGGUGGACCAAACAAAGAGGUUGGAGCAACGCCUGUCAUGUCCAUCACUGAUCUCGACAAGGAUGGUGACGACAGUGAGGAACCAGGAGAAUAUGACCAGGUGGAACCUGAUUACACGCGGAAUUACUGGGAGGAUGAGGAUGAUAUCUACCAGGAGUUUGAGGAAUUGGACUUUGAGGCCCUGUCGGAUAACUUGGACACAAGGAGCAUCGCCUCCGACGAUUCCUUCUACCCCAUCGACAGUUCAGUCGGGUCUGGCAGUCUUCGCUCAGCCAGCCCGGAGCCUAUCUCCUUCUUUAAGGCCUGCUGCAACAACAACGCCAUCAUCGUCAAGAUUAUGAUUAGGCAAGGAGUGACCGAGGAGGAAGUGAAGGAGACAGACAGGAACAGAAGAUCUGCACUGAUCGUAGCUUGUUACCAUGGCUAUGUGGAUGUGGUCAUCGCCCUCGCUCAGUGCCCUUAUAUUGACGUCAACUGGCAGGAUAAUGAGGGUAACACUGCCCUGAUCACUGCAGCACAAGCAGGUCACCUGAUCAUCUCUUACUACCUGCUGAACUACUUUCCCGGACUGGAUAUCGAGAGGCGGAACUGUCACGGCUUCACAGCUUUAAUGAAGGCUGCAAUGCAGGGUCGGGCCGACUGCUGUAGAAUGCUCAUUAUGACCGGAGGUGAUGUCCAAGCCCGGGACAGCGGCCGCAUGAUGACGCCCAGGGAGUGGGCUCUCUUCACGGGCCGCUAUGAGACAGCCUACCUGAUGUAUCAGCUCAUGCUGAAGCCAAGUGCUGAACAGUUCUGUGACUCCUUCAACCUGGAGUGGCCUAUGCUGGAGGAUUUGGUUGCCCAAGCUCAGGAACCAAAGUCCUGCUGGAAGCGUUUCAUCAACCUUCUGUCCUGUUGGCCUUACAGAUUUUACCUUAACAACAAGGUAGACCCUGUGGAUGACGGUGUUCUAGAACACAUGGUCAGAAUUACUACCGGUCUAAGCAGUCCAUUUAUUGCGACAGCCUGCCGAACAGUGUGCCCGGGAAGCCCUCCGUGCAUUGGGAAACGGCGUUAUGCGGUGCAGGAAAUUCUCAGGAGACAACGCUUGGCAGAGCUUAAGCACCUUGGCCCGGACAGACUGAACCACUACAAGAAAUUUUUCCAGAAUUCACGCGUCCUCCUCAUCCCCAAGGCGAGGGAUCGGAGGGCCAGCCUCCAACCUCAGCUGCUGACCGACAUGGCUGCGGCAUCCACGGUGGCCAUGAGGCGGGCGAGUCUGCUGCCGCUUCAUUUGUUGAGGAGAAGCAGUGUGCGACCAGGCAUCGUCAUACCAAAGGUGAGGCUCUGCAAGGCCCCAGCGCCUUCGUUCAUACCAGAAAAUCUCAAAAAGACACAGAACUAUCAUCACCUUCAAAUCCCAAAGUGGGACUACAAAAUGAAGAGAAUAGAGAGAAGGAAGGAGGAGAGACAAAGAAUGUUACCGCUGACAAGGAGAAGAUGACAACAUCUCAACCACUGUGUACUGUAGACCAGAUUCACCUGAAGAAGUGACUAUUUCUCUUCUUUAUGUGAUGCUGACAUUGUUGCCUUGUUGCUACUUCAUGUGUUCACCCAACGUCUUUCUCUGCCUGACCUAUGAUGAGUCAUCCGUGCAUAAUAAAUGGUGAAUGAACUUACUUGACCGCGGCGUGAAUCCUGACAGUUGACUCCAACAGAACAUGGCCAUUGUGCAGUUCAUCUAAAUAAAAGGUCUCUUCCCAGAUACCGUGCUGAAUUUGACGAAGAGCAGUGCUUUCUUUGUAUGCACAUUACAGGCUGCAAGACCGGAGAAUGAAAUGGUGUAUUGAAAUAAGUAUGCAAGUAUGAGUACACCAUGCAUUGCCAUAACAUUGACUAGUCCAGGAAAGUGGUACCUCAGUUUUCAUACGCCCCACUUUUCAUACCAUUUGGUUUUCAACCAAAAAUUUUCCCCCAGUUUUUGCAUAACGCUUUUACUUUAUUGAGUACGUCUGCGAACUAACCCGCCAUGGGGCCAAAGAAAAACUUUGAUAAAGAAUGUAAGACUUGCAGCAAAGUACAAAGGUACAUCUCCCCUCCACUUCUCCUUCCCCACUCCUUCUUGUCUUCGCCAGCAGCAGUCUUCAAUAAAGCUAAAAGUGAUGUCCUGCAUAAAAUGUGUUUUUGUUCAUAUUUUUUGGGUGUCUGUAACAAAUAAAUUUGAUUUGCUUUAUUUUUUAUGGGAAUAAAUUGUUUGGAUUUUCAUGCGAUUGGGUUUUUGUUGGACCAAAAACCGCAGUAGCAUUGUUCUUACAUCAACAGGGGAAAUCAUUAUUUGUUGCUGCUGAUUUUGGAACUUUACCCCUUUGCAUGAACAGUCCAUAGUUUUUGUAGUAGGUUUAUUUGAACAGAAAGUGGUCCAAAAUAAAGGUUAUGAAUGAAUAUGUA